UCUGAUAUUAGGUGUGACCGUUUGAGAAGAGCAUUUGGAAAGUAGCAUAAAAUCAAUAUGCUCUCACUUAAAACACUUAAAACAUAUCGGGUCAGAUAUGCUGAAUUGUUCAUAUAUGUUGGCACAAAUUGAAGAGUAACCUUAUGAUACUUUAAAAUCAUCUAUAGUUAGAAGUUACUUUGAUGCCAGACCUGCAAUAACAAUGAGGUUGUGGAUCAGCUCAAUUUGGUUUGGGUUGUCAAUCUCUUAAUCUUUUGUUUCUGGUCGACCAAUAGGUUCUUUCACUAUUAAUUUUUUCUGGCAAGUAUCAUAAGGCAUAUAUGGUAUUGAUAGCUAAGACAUUUUUUUAUAUAAUGAUGAUGGAUCAUGAAUACUAACAUACUCUAAUUACGACACGAGUUAUAUUGUCAAGCUUAAAACUAACACAAUAGUUAAUUUUAACUUGUUUAAUAUAGAGGCACAAAAGUGAACUUGCCUAGCUAUAAUCGGAAAACCAAAAUGCUUCAAGGUUCAAACACAAUACAUAACAAAAGAUCAUGUAUGACUUUUGUUCAAAUAUAUUUUCGGCAUUUCAGAAUGUAUAUGAGUUAACAAUAAGAAGUGACGGACCGAAAGUAGCGAAAAUAUUGCCUUCAAAGAUUUAAAUAAGCUCACUUGGCCAAAAAAACCUUGGCUAAUUAGCGCUUUAUUUCUUUUCCUCUAUUUCCUAUCUUUAGAUACUAACAAAAGAAUAUAAAUUACAAAAAUCCUCCCUAUUGGUCCUUAAUCAAUAGCUACUAAUCGCUCUGAAUAAGCUACAUUUCAUGGGGUGUUUUUCUUUCAUGCAUCCCUAACAUCAAUCAGCAAAUUUCUUUUUGGCAAGUUAGAAUGGCUGAAAAUCGAUUAAAGAUGCUAAUCUGUCUGCUAAUGCAACAUCUACUCUUACUAGACAAAAGAAAAUCUGCAAUAGAUGAUUUAAAAGUUGAUUAUGUAAUAGAUGUCUUUAUUAGUAUUCUUGCAUAUCCACAUUUUACCAAAUUAAGUAUUAAAAGGUAUUUUUAGGACAAAAGAUGUGUUGAUUAGUUUCCCCCAAGUUGGUAAAGAUCAUCCCUAGUGGUGUAAUUGCUGUAGUGAUUAUGAACUCCACUGAUCAUUGUGGUUUAUAAUUUUAUAUGAAUGCUUAUAAUGAUACUUGAUUAUGCUUGUAUUAUACAGCUGGUCUUACGACGACAAAAACUUAGCAUUAUAGUGAUCAAGUAUGGGAGUGCAAAAUUCUGUAAUAUAUGUAGCAAUGAUUAUGGUUCAAUUUGCUUAUGCAGCAGCUAACGUCUUAACCAAAAUUGCUCUCGUAAAAGGACUCGAUCAACUCGUGUUUGUGGUGUACCGGCAUAUCAUUGCGCUGCUCGUGCUGGCCCCUUUCGCCUACAUCCUAGAAAGGGAUCAAAGACCUCCAUAUUCAUUUUUGGUGAUGCUGAAGAUUUUUGGUCUAGCUUCUCUUGGCACUACUAUACAUAUGAAUGUGUAUUAUGCUGGUUUAGCAUGCACAUCUCCAACAGUUGCCAGUGCUCUUAGUAAUGUCAUUCCUACCUUCACAUUUCUCAUGGCUCUUCUCUUCGGGAUCGAGAAAGUUACAUUGAGAAGUAGAAUAAGUCAAGCCAAAGUGAUAGGAACACUCUCUAGCAUUGGGGGAUCACUCAUUUUUACACUAUGGAAGGGUAAGUAUCUUUUCAAAGGCUUCAAAACUCCACUUCUAAGUAUUCUUGGUUAUAAUGAAUUGUUCAGACAUGGCAAAGAAAAUUGGAUCAAAGGUUCUUGUCUUAUUUUGGUAAGCAACAUUGCUUGGAGCGCAUGGCUUAUCUUCCAGGUUCACGUGCAUACAGUAUAUCCAGCUAUUUUAUCGCUCAAUGCAUGGAUUUGCUUUUUCGCAGCCCUUCAGUCUUCCCUAAUUGCCCUGUUCUUAAGCAACAACAUUAAUGUCUGGAGACUGGAGUGGAAUGUUCAGCUUCUAAACAUCAUCUAUUGUGGAGUUGUAAUUUCAGCAGUUGUGAAUUUCCUGCAGCUGUGGUGCAUCAACAAAAGGGGUCCAGUUUUUGCCGCAAUGUUUAACCCACUCCAACUCGUUAUAGUUGGAUUUUUCUCCGCCAUUGCUUUUGCAGAAAGACUUCAUCUAGGAAGUUUGGUAGGGGCAUUUCUUAUUGUUAUAGGGCUUUGUUCUUUCUUAUGGGGCAAAAACACAGAGGCUAAAGCACAGCACCGGAAAAGCAUGGCUGAAAUGUGCAGGAACCCUAAGUUCGAAAAUGGCGAGGAACAGCAGACAAAAGAGAAAGAAAUAAUAGAAGCUGCUUCAAAAGAUUCAAUAAGCAGAAUUGAUGCAGUAAGUGAGAGCUAGCAAAUUUACCAUCCUUGAAGCCUAUAUAACGAGUUGGAAAUAAGUUAAUGGCGCCUCCUUAAGUUAAUAGGGUUCAGAUAAUAAGCAUAUAUAUGUACAACUAGUAGAAUCAAGUUUACAUCAUUGUAUAUUCAAAAUUUACAGUUCUGCACACAGGUCACAAGUGUUGUUUCCAUAAUUCUUACUGAGUUUGAAG
Beta vulgaris subsp. vulgaris (sugar beet) is the source of this 2564-nucleotide messenger RNA. RefSeq names its product WAT1-related protein At1g43650-like. The transcript has 6 exons. Gene Ontology annotation, cellular component: plasma membrane. The coding region runs from base 1238 to 2368 and encodes 376 amino acids. The record is from RefSeq and is a predicted model, not a curated record. Gene Ontology annotation, molecular function: transmembrane transporter activity. NCBI's taxonomy places the organism in Eukaryota, Viridiplantae, Streptophyta, Magnoliopsida, Caryophyllales, Amaranthaceae.